AUGAGUACACGGAGGUUUGAAAGCUAUCAUAUUCCUAGUCGCCGCAGUUUCGUACCGCAUGUUUUUCUGUGGUCGUUGUUUGAUGGUUCCGUGUGUAGUGUGUGUGAGUGGUGUCACUUCAGAUGCUUCAGAGCCACGGCUGGUCGCAACUGGCGCGCUUUGUUCAAAACUCGUAUCUCGGCGGCUACGAUGAAGCUCGACACGUACGAAGCGAUCAAAGAGAAGCUGAAUUCGCUCGAACGUCGAAGUUGUCUGGCCGAGUUGCGAUCGUGUUUUCCGGACGUCGGCGAGGACACCCUGCGCCACAUCAUAUCGACCGAAGUACAGCGGAAUAUCAAAAGUACGUACCACACGCUAGUGUCACCCGAAGUCUCUGGUAAACAUUACAGCUAUUACAGUUGGUGUGUCGCGGCGUCAGAGAAGCCUGGCUUUCUCCUGCGCUACGCCGAUGAACAGGGAGUCUCUCCGGCGCUCAUGGCACGCCUCAUGAUCGAGAAACACUACGAAAAGACAGCGGAGCCUCCUUCUAAGCAAGAGCUGAACCAAAUGCUGAAGGACAGUGGCACUAUCGGCGACGGUGCCCUGGCGACCGAAGUGUUCAUUUGCGUAGUCAACGACAAGACCUACGGACCGUUCGCCGACGCGAUGAAAAACGCCGUCGGUUUGGAGUACGAGCUUCGACUCAAGACGGAGCUCGCCGACCUGAAGCUGGCCUUCGUGGACGAGAACGCGCUACGAGACCGCGGCUUCGACAAGACGCCAGACGUGAAGCUCGAGGUUCCCAUCGUAAUCGAUGGCAGCGUGGUGACGUGGGUGGAGAGCAAGGCGCAGUUCGGCGAUCCCGAAGGCCACAGGGCCUACGUGCGCGACCAGUACCAGAGUUACUCGAACCGCUUCGGUCGAGGCCUGGUCAUCUACUGGUUCGGCUUUGUCGACGAGAUAGUCUCCACCCGCGACGAGGGAUUCCUAGUUCGAGACCACAUGCCCAAAAACAUUACGCGGAUGGAAGAGUUUCCUUUUAUGCAGAUGGAAGAGCUUACCUUAAGUGAUAUGUGCCAAACGUUCUGCACGAAACGUCACCGCGACUCAACGGUCGGCGGGGCAACAACGUCCCAGCUGCAUUAGACACCAAAUCCCAGACAACAGGCAGCUGUCCUUCAAUGAAAGGAGCCAUUCGCCAAUCCUUUUUAAUGGAAA
Messenger RNA from Rhipicephalus microplus (southern cattle tick), 1197 nucleotides. RefSeq names its product CDAN1-interacting nuclease 1. The record is from RefSeq and is a predicted model, not a curated record. Lineage: Eukaryota; Metazoa; Arthropoda; Arachnida; Ixodida; Ixodidae.